UAAAACGACAAGCAUUGGUUAAUUAAAGACGUUUGGGUCACCUACAGUACUUUUCACGCCCAUCCCCGCCAGAGAUUUGGCGGUCGAUCGCGACAAUUCUCCAAUCGCUCACGACAACGCGACCGGCGACAUUAAAACCGUCUUGUCGAUGCACCACAACACGCACGCAUCGCAUCCAGCAAAGAGUCGCCCAACAUGAGUUUCAUGCCAGUCAACCCGCGGCCGAUGCUGCAAGACCUUGUCAACAAAGACGUUUACGUGCGCCUAAAAUGGGGCGAAACCGAAUACAAGGGCAGGCUGGUCAGCAUCGACAGCUACAUGAACAUACAACUCAGCAACGCGCAGGAAUAUAUCGAUCAAAAGCUCGAAGGCGAUUUGGGCCAAAUCCUAAUCAGGUGCAACAACGUACUCUGGGUCAGGAGCGCGGCAACCGACGAAAAUGGCGACGUCAAAAUGGAGUAAUUUGGGGGCGGAAAGCUGUAUUGUGAGGGAGGUGGACUAAACCCGAAAUAUAACAGAAACGGUUUUUGAUUUUCCUGGGCGAGCUCGGGCUACCGUGCCACUGUCCCGAUAUUUGCUGGACGGGGCGGGAUAUAGCCGGCAUGGAAAUCGCAGGACAUACCAGUGGCUGAAGGACAUUACUCUGAGAAACAAAGAAAACUCUCGAUAUAUCGAUGCGUAACGGGUGGGUCAGGCACAAAAUGCUGAGCGAAUAGAAAAGGCGAGACAACCUGCUCGCUGAGAGUGAUGAUAUUGACGGAUAGGAAGCUCUGUGACGAACCAACGCAGACAUUCUCUAUACUUGGGGGACACAAAAAGAAAGAGGCAGAUACAAAGCCUUUUUUUUAUCCUAAUGCGGAUGUUUGAUUGCUAGAUAUCUUGAAAAAGACCUUCACAUCAAACAUGCUAUCUUUCUACUGCUGUGCAAAUCGGAAGCUCCAAUCUUCACCCUCUGUGUCUGGCUGACCCAAAGAUACGCCUCGACCAUCCACUCGUACCAGACCCUCGUGUCAUCGGUCUGUCUCCACAUGCUCACCUCCAACUCUGCAUCCUCAGGGAAGUAAAGGGGUUUCUGUCGGACAUGUUAGAUCACGCACAGGCAUGUCGAGUUAAAUCCAGUAAAGUAAGGGUAUAAAAAAGUUCUUACGUUUAGAGGGAAGUAGAUCGGGAACCAAGAGAUC
Molecule: messenger RNA, 1181 nt
Organism: Pyricularia oryzae 70-15
Lineage: Eukaryota; Fungi; Ascomycota; Sordariomycetes; Magnaporthales; Pyriculariaceae
Product: small nuclear ribonucleoprotein F
Exons: 3
Coding region: 196-462 (88 amino acids)
Biological process (GO): spliceosomal snRNP assembly; mRNA splicing, via spliceosome
Cellular component (GO): U1 snRNP; catalytic step 2 spliceosome
Molecular function (GO): RNA binding
Source: RefSeq, a predicted model, not a curated record